Haliaeetus leucocephalus (bald eagle) is the source of this 1341-nucleotide messenger RNA. It is a transcript of the gene HADH, whose product is annotated as hydroxyacyl-CoA dehydrogenase. The record is from RefSeq and is a predicted model, not a curated record. The transcript has 7 exons. Gene Ontology annotation, molecular function: (3S)-3-hydroxyacyl-CoA dehydrogenase (NAD+) activity; NAD+ binding. Lineage: Eukaryota; Metazoa; Chordata; Aves; Accipitriformes; Accipitridae. Bases 1 to 762 code for a protein of 253 amino acids. Gene Ontology annotation, biological process: fatty acid beta-oxidation. Gene Ontology annotation, cellular component: mitochondrion.
AUGUGUUUGAAUUGCAAGGAGACGGUUGCAGCAGCCAGUGGUCACACUGUGGUGUUAGUAGACCAGUCAGAUGAAAUCCUUAAAAAAUCUACAAAAGGAAUUGAAGAGAGUUUGAAGAGAGUGACAAAGAAGAAGUUUGCAGAUAAGCCUGAGGCUGGUGUUGAGUUCAUUGAGAAGACCUUAAAGAACCUCACAACAAGCACUGAUGCAGUAGCAGUGGUCCACAGCACGGAUCUGGUGAUAGAAGCCAUUGUGGAGAACCAGGAAAUUAAAAAUGAACUCUUCAAGAGGCUGGAUAAGUUUGCUCCAGAGCAUACGAUAUUUGCGAGCAACACCUCAUCCUUGCAAAUCACGCAGUUGGCUAACUCAACCACCAGGCAGGACCGAUUUGGUGGUCUCCAUUUCUUCAAUCCUGUGCCAAUGAUGAAGCUCGUGGAGGUCAUCAAGACUCCAAUGACCAGCCAAAAGACUUUUGAAUCGCUUGUGGAUUUCAGUAAAGCAGUAGGAAAGAGUCCUGUCAGUUGUAAGGAUACUCCAGGGUUUAUUGUAAACCGUCUCUUGGUGCCAUAUAUGAUGGAAGCUGUUCGACUUUUCGAGAGAGGAGAUGCAUCAAAGGAAGAUAUUGAUGUUGCUAUGAAGCUUGGGGCUGGCUAUCCCAUGGGUCCAUUUGAACUGCUGGACUAUGUUGGGUUGGAUACCAGUAAAUACAUUAUAGAUGGUACUGCAUACUUAUUUUCUUCUAUUUUUCCCCUUUUUAGCUAAAUUGUAGGUGAAUGUUCUAAUGAAAAUCUGACUCUUAAAUUAGUUUGAACUAAAUGUUUAUGGCAUAGCCUUUUAACUGCUGAGGAGAAAGGAAUGAGAAUUCAGCUCAGAAUGCUGUAUGAGUACAGCGUUUGUAUUGUAUGCCUGUAGCCUAUGUACAUGGGGACAGAACAGCGGUGGUUUUGCUGACUUCAUCAAGUUCCAGUGGAAAAUAACAAUAAUGUUAGUGGAACUUUAUAAAGAAUCAGUGGGAGGAGAGACAUGUACUGGAGGUAAGAAAUUCUGAUGAAAAGCAACAAAUAUUGAGACUCCCUAUCCUUUUUCUGCCAGCCAUGUUUUCAUUCUCAGUUAAUAGAAAACCCAGCAAAUACCCUAAAAGGUGCAAGUAUACCAUGCCCCUUUCACUUCAGUUGAUAAGUGGAUGAAUGUCAGUACAAUAACAAAAAAAGAUAAUUGGAGACGGCUUGUUGAUGGUUGUUGUAUUAUUUUGAAUGAGCAGCUUAAAUAUUCUCCAAGGCUGAAUGUCACUUUCAGAAUGGCAUCUUCGAUGAAACCUCUUCUGCUUUUAGCUGGUGCUGU